This is a messenger RNA of Eleginops maclovinus (Patagonian blennie), 4921 nucleotides long. RefSeq names its product low-density lipoprotein receptor-related protein 1B-like. The record is from RefSeq and is a predicted model, not a curated record. The transcript is spliced from 25 exons. NCBI's taxonomy places the organism in Eukaryota, Metazoa, Chordata, Actinopteri, Perciformes, Eleginopidae. Gene Ontology annotation, cellular component: plasma membrane. Bases 2 to 4921 code for a protein of 1639 amino acids. Gene Ontology annotation, molecular function: protein binding; calcium ion binding.
UAUGGACUUUCGCCAGUUAAGUAGCUCGAUUUUCCUGGCAAUUCUGAGCAUUUCCCAAGGACAAAUUGUGGGAUGCAAACCAGGCCAGUGGCAGUGUGACGAUGGAGACUGUAUCCCGGAUAUCUGGCGAUGUGAUGGAAGUGGAGACUGUCUGGAUGGAUCUGAUGAAAUGAAUUGCAACGCACUUCCUGGCUCUCCUGAAUGUCCUCUGGGUCAGUUUCCUUGUGUUGACUCCGUCGGCUGCGUUGACGCUUCAGCCCGCUGUGACGGUAAAAAGCAGUGCCCCACCGGCUCUGAUGAGGAGAACUGUGCAGCUACACAGGGCUGCUUGGAAUCUGACUGGAUCUGUCGAAACAACAUCUGUAUCCCCAAAGAGCUGCGCUGCAAUGGACUGAAUGACUGCCAGGACAAUUCUGAUGAGGACGACUGUGGACUGUGUGUUGAGGAUGGCAUACGGUGUCCUGAUGGCAUGUGUCUGAGUCCUGAAAAGCAUUGUGAUGGGACGCUUCACUGCUCGGACGGAAGUGAUGAACCCAUAACAUGCGGUCGUAUUUGCUCUAUGAACAACGGCGGCUGCAGCCACGUGUGUGUUGAUGAGCCGUGGGGAACUCUGUGUACCUGUCCCACUGGAUAUAAGCUCUCUUCCAAUGGCGCAGUCUGUGAAGAUUUGGAUGAGUGUGCCCCUCCCUUUGCCUCCUGUAUGCAUCACUGCACUAACACCGUCGGCUCGUUCUAUUGUCACUGCAGAGAAGGAUUCAAACUAUAUGGAGGCACUGCAUGUUUAGCUACAGGUAACGCUACCAGACUGCUGAUUGUGCAGAGGAGCUCUAUCGGGCUGUUAAAUGUGAAGUCUCAGCUGUUUGAAGUUAUUCACACUCCAGUGCCUGACCCAGUAGCCUUGACUUUCGACAUUGCCCGAGGCUGGUACUACUGGGCCGACAACCGUGGCAGCAUUUACAAAAGUAAUGGACGACAGAGCUGGACAACCUUUACUGGUGAGCCUGGAAUCACGGGUCUAGCUUGCGAUUGGCUGAAUGGAAACCUGUUCUGGUCCAAUCAGAAGACAGAGUCGAUCUACAUGCAGUCAGCUGAUGGGAGAAGUUUCACUACACUGCUGAGCAAACACAACAAACCAUCAGAGUUGGUCCUCAUACCUGUGGAGAGCCAGAUGUUCUGGUUCAGUGCCGGCCCGGGAGACAGAGUGACAAUAGAGAGGUCGUGGAUGGACGGGUCGGAUGGAAACACUCUGGCGGUGCUCACUGCUCAGGCAGCCCACAGCCUCACUGCAGAUGUCGCUGCCCGGAGGCUGUACUGGAUCAGCAACUUCAAGAAGUCCAUAGAGACGGUGAAGAUCGAUGGGACCGGGCGCUUCUCCAUCACAGGCCUGUUCAGCAGGAGGCCGGCUCUGGGCCUCGCUGUGUUUGAGAGCUCGUUCUACUGGGUCGAUGACAGAGGACUGUGGCAGGUCCCACAGGACCUGCCAAACCAGAAGCAAUUCCUUUUGAAAGCCGCACUGCCGACACUGGCCGUCCACCAUGAGCUGCAGCAGCCUCGAGGUUCUUCUGCAUGUGCAAAGAUUCCAUGUCAGCUCUGCCAGCUGACUAAAAGAAACCCUGUGGGAUUCACCUGCGCUUGUCCCAAUGCCAAAAUGCUGAUGCCUGAUGGGACAUGUCAAUACCCAAGGUUUGUUUAUGCCACCAACACCAACAUCAACCUGCUGGAGAUCAGAAGGAGAGAUUACGAUCAAACCCAGCUGUUAAGCACGGGCGACGGGAUCCUGUCCUUUGACCUGGACUGGUACAGAGACUGGAUCUAUUGGUCCAACCAAACUGGCCAUAUCAAACGCACCAGUCUAACCCAGGUCAAGACUGAGGUGGUCCCAACACCUCUGCCAGUUUGUUUGAUAAAAAUAGACCAGAGGAGAGGGAACCUCUUUUGGGUAUCAUGUGAUCAAAACAGCAUCGGCACCACCACAGCCGACAGCCAGUACACGCAGCAGCUGUACCGCACUUCCAAGAAGAUCACAGACCUGUAUCUGGACUGGCUGAGGGGGGGCAUCAUCUGGCUGGAGGAAGACCGAAUCCUCACCAUGAGUAUGACGGGAGGAAGAGCCAAAGAGCUGCUGCAGCUGGCAGACGAAGUCCAGGGGAACAUCGCCUUCGACCUCAGGGCUAACAGUCUGCUCUGGAACUCAAAAAGGGCAGGUUUGACCACGAUGAGUUUGCUGCAGGACAAAAGCCACAAAGCUGGCAGGAGAUGGAACAUUUCAGGCUCAGUCACAUCUGCCUUUGAGCCCUUCCUGCUGUCCCAUUCCGAUAAUGUCUUGACUCUGUGGGACCGGCGUGACGGGAGCGCCAUCCAGGACGUGCCUGUGAGAGGGCGUGUGUUCAAUGUCAUCCUGGCUUUCAAGGACGUCCACACAGUGCCCGAUACUCCAGUGUGCACUGAACCCUCUAUGCUGUGCCGACGCACAUCAAUCUGCCUCUCACAAGCCCAGCUGUGUGACGGGAAAAAGGACUGCCCUGAUGGAGACGACGAGGAUAUUUGUGUAACCACAUGUCCAUCUAAAGAAGAUUUCAAGUGCAAGGACCGUAGGAGUUGUGUCCCCAGGAGUCUCGUGUGUGACGGUCGUUCUCAUUGUCGUGAUGGCUCAGAUGAGGUCAACUGUCCGACCGUAGCUUCAGUUGGAGCUCGGUCAAACACUCUGAAGUGCCGCACGGGCUCAAAGUCGUGUCAAGAUGGGACAGAGUGCGUUUUAUACAGCCACGUGUGUGACGGGGAGAAGGACUGUCAGGAUGGAUCUGAUGAACAGGGAUGUGAACUACUCAAACUUCCUGCUCUGACCGCGCCGGCCUGCAGCAGCCCCACUGUGCUCUGUCCCAAUUCUGCUGUUCAGCUCUGCAUAUCUCCGAGCCAGUUCUGCAACGGGCUCCAAGACUGUCCUGAUGGCUUUGAUGAAAAGAACUGUGUGAAAAGAUGUCCCUCUAGAAAUGACUUCCGCUGCAAGGACCGCCGGAGCUGUGUCUCCAUGAGUUUGGUUUGUGACGGCAGAUCAAACUGCAACGACGGCUCCGAUGAGCUCAACUGUCCAAGCGCUGCUCCUCCUGCAGCUGGAGCAAACGCCCUGAAGUGUCGCAUUGGCUCCAAACUGUGUGGAGACGGGACAGAGUGCGUCCUCUUCAGCCACGUCUGUGAUGGAGAGAGAGACUGCAGGGACAAAUCAGAUGAAUUAGGAUGUGAUGCUGUGAACACUGCCUCUACCAGACUUCCAGACAGUGGUCUCACAAUUCCAUCAUCCACACCUGCAGUGAAAUUUACUCAGCCCCCCAACAACCCUCCCUGCAGCAGCCCUUCAGCUCUGUGUCCAGGCUCUUCUCUAUGCAUCAGCCAAACACAGUUUUGUGAUGGAAAGAAAGACUGCCCUGAUGGGUCUGAUGAGAACUGUGUGAGAAGAUGCCCUUACAGGACUGACUUCCGCUGCAAGGACCGCCGGAGCUGCAUCUCAAAGAGUCUGGUGUGUGACGGCCGCUCUCACUGCCAAGACGGCUCCGAUGAACUCAAAUGUGCAAGUGUAGCUCUGCCGGCACCUCGAGCGAACGUCCUGAAGUGCCGCAUGGGCUCCCAGCUGUGUGUAGACGGGACGGAGUGUGUCCUCAUCAGUCACGUCUGUGAUGGAGAGAGAGACUGCCGGGACGGAUCAGAUGAAGUAGGAUGUGAAAGUCUCGGCUCAAAUGUAUCUCCCGCACCCAUCGUCGAGAGCUUUACUCAGCCCCCCACCAACCCCCCAUGCAGCAGCCCUUCAGCUCUGUGUCCAGGCUCUUCUCUAUGCAUCAGCCAAACUCAGUUUUGUGAUGGAAAGAAAGACUGCCCUGAUGGGUCUGAUGAGAACUGUGUGAGAAGAUGCCCUUACAGGACUGACUUCCGCUGCAAGGACCGUAGGAGUUGCGUCUCAAAGAGUCUGGUGUGUGACGGGCGCUCUCACUGCCACGACGGCUCCGAUGAACUCAACUGUGCAAGCGUAGCUCUGCCUGCAGCCGGAGCAAACGUGCUGAAGUGCCGCAUUGGCUCACAGCUGUGUGGAGACGGGACAGAGUGUGUCCUCUUCAGUCACGUCUGUGAUGGAGAGAAGGACUGCCAGGACGGAUCAGAUGAAGUAGAAUGUGAGGUUGCCCCUACAACUGCUACAGGAAAGGUCCGGCCGAUUGACUCCCUUUCACCUGUCGCACCCUCCACUGAGCCUCCCACCAAGCCACCCUGCACCAGUUCUUCAUUUCAGUGUCCAGGCUCUUCUUUAUGCAUCAACCCGACACAGAUUUGUGAUGGAAAGAAAGACUGCCCCGAUGGGUCUGAUGAGAACUGUGUGAAAAGAUGUCCUUACAAAACGGAUUUUCUCUGCAAGGACCGUCGCAGCUGCGUCUCAAGGCAUCUGGUUUGUGACAGCAGAUCUAACUGCAAUGACGGCUCCGAUGAGCUCAACUGUCCGACCGCUGCUCCUCCUGCAGCUGGAGUAAACUUCCUGAAGUGUCGCAUCGGCUCCAAACUGUGUGGAGACGGGACAGAGUGUGUCCUCUUCAGCCACAACUGUGAUGGAGAGAGAGACUGCCGGGACGGAUCAGAUGAAGUAGGAUGUGCUGACUUCCUCUGCAAAGACCGUAGGAUCUGCGUCUCGCAGAGUCUGGUGUGUGACGGCCGCUCUCACUGCCAAGAUGGUUCUGAUGAGGUCGACUGCCCGAACGUAGCCAUAUCUGUAGCACGAGCAAACUCCCUGAAGUGCCGCGUCGGCUCAAAGCCGUGUAAUGACGGAAAAGAGUGUGUUUUGUACAGCCACGUGUGUGACGGAGAGAAGGACUGUCCGGAUGGAUCUGAUGAGCAGGGAUGCCAAGAAACAUGCAAACAAGGUCGUUUCACUUUAAACUUUUGA